Molecule: messenger RNA, 1439 nt
Organism: Daphnia magna
Lineage: Eukaryota; Metazoa; Arthropoda; Branchiopoda; Diplostraca; Daphniidae
Exons: 3
Coding region: 129-1355 (408 amino acids)
Source: RefSeq, a predicted model, not a curated record
UUAUUAAACCCACGCACCUUUGUUGUUAAAAAAGAAUGCCAUGUAUGCAGAGGAACUUUUGAAGCCUUCGUAUAAAAAGGGUCGAACGAUGAAUUCUUUGUUCUUCAAUCCCAGUCUCCUUUCGUAGAAUGAAGAUUUGGCUAGCUGUUGUUCUUCUAACUGCCACUGUGUUAUCGACCGCAGCUCCAGUUAAAGAUGAAGCCAAAGUAGCUAAAGUUUCCACUGGGGUCAUUAAAGCUGGCGUUGCAAAUUCCACUCUAGCGUCCACUGAUAUUACUGGAACUGACGAAGAUUCCGAAGCUACCGAACCUACUCGAAUAGCGACAACGGGAGGAAAGGAUGAACACGAGAAAGAUAAACCAGAGAAAGUUAAACAAAAGGACGAUGGGGAGCAGGAGAAAGACGAAAACGAGGAAAAUGAAAACGAAGAAAAUGAAAAUGAAGAAGAAGAUUCUGAUGAAGGAGAAUCAGAAGAAGAAGAUUCUGAAGAAUCUGAAGGAAAGAAAAGUUUAAAGAACAAAAUUACAAAGGUUGAAUCUGAGGAAGAAAAUAACAAUAACAAAGCUGAUGCCGCUGAAAUCCCGUCUGUCGUCCCAACCCGGUCCAGGCCAGUUGACUCACCCGUUGCAAGUCAGUCACAUCAGCCCAACGAUGCCCCUCGAUCCGGAUCCCGCAUGUCCAAGUCCGAAAAUUCUUUUAGCCCUCCCAAAUCUUUCUAUGGAACUGCAGGAACACACAACCCGAGAUUCGACACCGUUGAAAUUUUGACGCAAAAACCUUCGGCCGUUGAGUUCCCAUUUUGGCACACACCAGUUGUCCCAGCUAAGCCUUUAAAUGAAGAGCGCCCAGUUUCUUCUUCAGUUGAAUUUCACCAAACCGAGGAGCGCAAAACUAAACAUCCUAAGUGGUUUUUUAAUACCCCAAAAUCUAAACCUUUUGAGGACUCGUCUACCAAGAAAGAGAGCUCCAAACCCUUUGUUACUGAAAGCCCCAUCAAUAAACCUUCUGAUGUCCAGGUGCCGGCCUGGCCCAUUACCAACACCAGGCCUUCUGUAAGGGAAUCGUACAACCCUACUAUUUUGCAAUCGGAUCAUGGCAACUCUCAAUCCAAAUGGUUUUUUAAUGCGGCUCCAAAAUCCUUUGAUGAAUUUGGUAGGAAGGAAAGCAGGCAACAUGCUGACAUUGAAAGAUCGACGCAUAAAUCAACUACCGUUCAAGCCGAACCAUGGUCUAAACCUGUUAUCACAUCUCCUAUUCCAUCGGCGGUCCACGUACCCGUUCACAAAGCUGCUGAUGUUUCUCAGCCAUCAACGCGCAAAGUUUACCCUAGAUGGUUUUUUAAUAUAAAAAGUUAAACGUAAACUACAAUGAUUAUUUGGCCACAACAAGGAAAAGCGACGUAAAAAACAAAACAAAUACACACCUUAAUUGUUUUACGA